AUGGAGAUAGCCUUGGUGAGUUUUGAAAACGGCGGCGCAAAAGGAAGCGGUGGAAAUGCCGGCGAAGCCUGCCAAAACGCCCUGGAUCAUCCCCAACCAGGCUUUGUCCAGACAGGGUUCACUGAGGGCUACAAGGAGUCAAACACGUUGACCAGCCCACCUCUGAGCUCCAAGUGGAAAAUUAACGACAUGAACAACACUUUUGGCUGCAACGAAAAUGCCAUGGAUGCGCUGUUGCGCGCCGACCAUAGUCCGCAUCUGUUUGAUGAGGACAUGUUGGACGUGGACAUGGACAACGAUAGCAAUGAGAGGGUGUUAAUAAACAUUGCCGGACUAAAGUACGAAACACAGUUGGGCACCUUAAAUCAGUUCCCAGAUACUUUGCUGGGGGAUCCUAAUAAGAGAAUUAAAUACUUCGAUCCACUUCGGAACGAGUACUUCUUUGACCGCAACAGGCCGAGUUUCGAUGGGAUUCUCUAUUUCUAUCAGUCGGGGGGGAAGAUUCGGCGACCCGUCAAUGUGUCCAUCGACGUCUUUGCCGAUGAGAUUCGCUUUUAUCAACUGGGGGAGGAUGCGAUGGAGCGUUUCCGUGAGGACGAGGGCUACAUCAAAGAAGAGGAGAAACCCUUGCCACAAAAUGAAUUUCAGAAACAGGUAUGGCUCAUCUUUGAGUACCCCGAGAGUUCGAGCCCCGCGCGAGGGAUUGCAAUUGUGUCUGUGAUUGUCAUCACCAUAUCGAUCAUAACGUUUUGCUUGGAGACGCUACCAGAGUUCCGAGAUGAGAGAGAACUGCCAGUCACUGUCAGAGGGGACAACAGCACGGCCCCACGGCCGUCGCUCACCUUCACAGACCCAUUUUUCAUCAUAGAAACCACCUGUGUGAUAUGGUUCACGUUUGAGCUUAUAGUGCGCUUUUUCGCCUGUCCAAGCAAGGCGGAGUUUUCUAAGACCGUCAUGAACAUUAUUGAUAUUAUGUCCAUAAUGCCUUACUUCAUUACAGUAGGCACUGAGCUGGCCGAGCAACAGAACCCCCCCGACGUCGGCGAAGAGCACCAAAACGGCCAGCCAUCCAUGUCUCUGGCCAUUUUGAGAGUCAUAAGGCUGGUGCGAGUAUUUCGAAUAUUCAAACUCUCUCGCCACUCCAAGGGCCUUCAGAUUCUGGGCCAGACUUUAAAGGCCAGCAUGCGCGAGCUGGGCCUCUUAAUCUUCUUUCUCUUUAUAGGAGUUAUCUUGUUCUCGAGCGCCGUGUUCUUCGCAGAGGCGGACGAGCCAGAGUCGCACUUCUCCAGCAUCCCCGAUGCCUUCUGGUGGGCGGUUGUAACUAUGACCACAGUAGGCUACGGGGACAUGAGACCCGUGACGGUGGGUGGUAAAAUUGUGGGCUCUCUCUGUGCCAUCGCUGGCGUGUUGACCAUCGCUUUGCCGGUGCCGGUCAUCGUGUCCAACUUCAACUAUUUUUACCACAGAGAAACCGAUCAGGAUCAAGCAUCACUUAAAGAUGACAACAACGCCGGUGGCGGCCAGAGUCCAAACGAUGAAAUGAAACGCAGCGGCAGCGGGUCAUCUCUGAAGUCAACAGGGGACGUGGAGAAUAACGACGAAACAAACACGCCUGUGGAGAAAACGAACAUCAAAGCUAACAGCAGCAUGGACAUCAAGAAAUCCCUUUACGCAUUUUGUCUGGACACGAGGGAAACAGACUUGUAGACCCUCAGUGUCGGGCUCGGUGUCCACCGUAGAUGGUGGCAUCAUGGUACUGUGAGAGUCACUCAGUCUUUGAAAAAAAAAAGAAAAAGAAAAAGAAAAAAAAACGAAUUUGUGUGUUCAAAGGCUUUUGCACAAUGUUAGAAUCAACACGAUAUUGCUAUUCAGGAAAGUUUUGCUACCCUGUUGCAUAAGCACAGCUCACACUUUUUCUAAUUUGAAGAGCACAUUCAUUAAAAUUCCA
This is a messenger RNA of Sardina pilchardus (European sardine), 1948 nucleotides long. RefSeq names its product potassium voltage-gated channel subfamily A member 1. Gene Ontology annotation, molecular function: protein binding; delayed rectifier potassium channel activity. Lineage: Eukaryota; Metazoa; Chordata; Actinopteri; Clupeiformes; Clupeidae. The transcript has a single exon. Gene Ontology annotation, biological process: protein homooligomerization; potassium ion transmembrane transport. Bases 1 to 1707 code for a protein of 568 amino acids. Gene Ontology annotation, cellular component: voltage-gated potassium channel complex; membrane; intercalated disc. The record is from RefSeq and is a predicted model, not a curated record.